GUGACGUCACAUAUUUGUUCCAGAAGAAUGAGUAGAACGGGGAAAAAGAUGUUAGUCUCCUUUAAGACCUAGGCAGCAACGGGACUCGUUUGAAUCAUGAUCAUCACCGAUGCUUAUGAUUGACAACAGAUUAUGGAGAAAUGAACGUCAACACAGAAAGAGGAGCAUUUACUGCACGGAGCUCCGUAUGUUACCACCGUUACAGUUGAAGUUGGAAUUCGAAGGCCUUGAAAAGAAAGUAUUCGCUUCAACCUACUACUUCAACAGAGGACAAAAAUGCAGUCUUGUGAAUGGAUGAAUGGACAGUACCGACAGGUUGGACCGCCUUCACAAUCCUUGCAGGCUGCUGAUCAGUUUACCCAGUUUAACACACAGAGCAAUCGUCAAACUGGGACUGCAAAUACCACCACAGUCCGACCACCACAAAGUGGUAAUUUCACCUAUCACUAUGGAGCUUACUCUAAUGGACAGCCAUCAAAUCGGCAGACCUCGCCACUUCCUCAUCAGGAAGUUUCUUAUCCGCAUCCGGCUGGGGAGAAUAACCAUUUCCUGAAAAUGUUAACCGGAAACUUGCAACACUCAUCUACUAAUACACAAAGUGGAAAUCCUAGUUCACUGGUCACUUAUGGAUUUCAGCAAGGUUUUCAACAUCAGAACUCUGCUCUGAAUUCAUCGACCCAAAGUCCACCCAACAUGAUGGUAGCAAACGCUACAUACCUUCAGCAAAACAUGUCAGCGCAAUGGAACCAAUCAGUUAGAGUUCAUGGGAACCAUUCAAUAAGGACACAGAACGGUAACGUUGUGCCUGAUCUCCAACAUCGUGGGGCUCAGAACAGCUUGUUUUACAGUGUAAAUGGAGAGUCAGCUAAGUCCGUUUCAGCAAACAGUACAACAGCUACCUCGCAUCCACAACAACAGGGGGUUUACAUGGACACAUUAGUAUCUGUUGCUGCACAUAGCAGACAGACUGCUCAUAACCACAAUCAAAGACCAAACGGCACACAACAUGGCUUCUCUCCUUCCAUCCCUCCACCAAGUUAUGAGUCUACCUAUCAGUCUUUUGGAGGGAACAGCAUUACAACUAAGUCAUCGCCAAGUUUACAGCAUUUGAAUGUUUUCAGCAUGAGUCAGAAAACUCAGCAAUACUCCACACAUAACAGUGGGGUACAGGCCACCUCCUCCUUUACCUCAAAUUCGUAUAGUGGGCAGUAUGAAACCAGUCCUGAGUUUCCCUUACAUCCUGCUGUUGGUACACAAGAGAGAAUGCACAGCCAGCAGAUUAUUGCAAGAAUUGCAGAUGACCUACGCAACUCUUUCCCUGCUGGCUCAGAUGGUCAUCCUCCAGCGUAUACUACUUCACCUUAUGAAGGGAAGCAGUUUGUCAGUGAGGUCAGUAGGACAAAGUCUAAUCAAAAUACGCAACCUUUGACAACAACUGUCGCUGGAAGUUAUGCAUCUCAACUGGUUCAGUUGCUUAAUGUCACUUCACCACAUAGGAAUCAGACCCAAUCAUCUGUAGCAAAUAACUGUGAAAGGCUUGAAAAGCUCUCAUCAGUUAAGGCAAAUGACAGCUCCAUUCACUCAUCUCCUGGUCGCACAAGAGCUGUUGCUGUUGUGCAACCAUUGUCACAUGAAAGCUACCAGGUUGCCAGCCAGCAAACCUCGAACAAAAUCAGUCAAUUGUCUGAGGGCACCACAACAGAUGAGUCUUUAAGUAAUCCUGGGAAAUUAUCAAUUUCACCGAAAAACAACCCGGCCGUGCAAUUUAAAGCAGGAUCUAAUCUUUACCUAGAAAACCCAACUCAAAAAGGGUCCGACGAAUCUGCAGCUGAGCCUCAAGACUCGCAAAAACAAUUAUGUCCAGAUGACACAGGCUCUGAACUGCAAGUAGACCAGCAUGUUGCAACUCCUGCUCAACAAUUAGUAACCACUGAUGUGCCAGUGAGCCAAAGCAGGGAUAAGGGUGAAAGUAAAAAGAUGCCAAAAGAUGCAAAAAAGGGUUUUGAACUUUCCUCACUCCCAGCAACCCCACUGACACACGUCACAUUAACUAAGUUGAUAGAAGUGUCUGAAAAAUCUAAGAUGGAGUUAAAUGACUGUACAAAGUCUGUUUCUGUAAACGAAUUACUAGACCUGUAUUGGAAUGGCAAUUGUACAAAGUUGGCAUGUAAGCUCAGGACAGGCUGGUACAGGAAUUUAAUGAGGGAUGUUCUAGAAUUCCACCAGGAACAUGUAACACCAGGCUCUGUUAUACUGUCAUAUGUAAAGCGCCGAAAACUCAACAGCUACCAUGUCCUCGAACACAAUGAAGUUUUUUCAGAACUGCCAUACAAAUCAUUGUGGUUAAAUGUCAACGAGCAGCUAGAUGACAUUGACAAAGAGUUUGGCUUACCACAGCCUUUGAAUUAUGGUCUUCACAUGCUUGAGAGUGCCAGCCAGCCAGAUCAGAUCGAGGCCGACAACGGAAUUUCUACACAAAUUAUAAAAGAGAUGUCAAACAAGCUGUCAUCAGAAGAGCUUAAUCCGGUUGACUCAAGGGAAGGAAAACAAGACUCCACUGUCGAAGCAACUCCAACACAAGCUGCCUCUCCUAAUACAAUGGAGAGCGCAGAUUCCAGUGACCCAUGUUACUCGUUUGAAAUCCAAGUUUUGUCUCCAGAAAAGGCCAAAGUUAUUUUUGAGCAAAUACAAACCAAGUUGCCACAGAGUAUGGACAUGGACAAUCAGCCAGAGAAAGUCCCUCAAAGCUCUGUGGAUUAUGAGCUACCUGAGGUUAUAAGUGCCACAAAACUGGAGAAUGAGUCAGCCUGUUCAAUAGAACAGGUUUGCUGCAUUCCAAGGUGGAAGCAAAUGAUAUGGGGGUCAAACUCAGCUUCUUUGAGUAAAUGCCAGUGUGAGUAUAAGCAAAGUCAUUUUAUUACUCACAAGAUCUUUGAUAAGGAAGAGAUGGACGUACAAAGGAAAGAUAAACUGUGUGUGAUCACCUCUGACAGUAAAUUCAACUUUGGCAAAGAAGAAGGGAAUCGAGCAGAGGAUGGAGAGAAUGUCGACAGUCAGGUUAUAACACUUCAUUGGCCUGAGCUAUGCAGUGAACUCGGUUACCCCAUUGACUUUACUGAAGAUGACAAAAAACCUCACUCAUAUUCUGACAAAGAACCACAGAACAUUUCCCAGAUAAGCAUAAAUAGUAGCCAGUCGAGCAUUCUAUUCCUAAGUGAAAACGAAGAUGAUCCGUUGAGCGUUAAAAAUGACAUUCCCAACCUGAAGCCAGACUUCAAAAGUGACUCUGAACGAGCUCUGAUAGAAUUGGCAGAAAGUAGCCUGUUGAGCGGUUCAGACGAGAAAGAAACCAACUCCUUUUUCAAAAGUGACGCUGAAAUUCAGCCGGACCCCGAGGUGGAUUGUGUACAAGAUCAGUCGAAAUCUACAUUGAGUAUGCAGUCACGUACUUCGGUCAGUAGCGACAGCAGUGAAAGUGAAGUUGCCAGCAAGAUAUCGGACCUUGACAAGAAUUGUGGACAAGCUCGGCUGACCUCUACAACUGUGACGGAGUCCUCUUUGGAAAAGGAAGAAGAACCAACUCAAAUUAGUACGACGGCUGACCUACAGAAAGCUUGGAGCGGUAAACCUGAAACUGUCGAAAGAAAAAGAAAGAGAUCAAGCAGUCAGGAUAGAUUUUUUCCAAUCUUUAAGAAAUCUAAGAAAUGCAAAUCCCGUGGUGAUGCUGAAUUUUCAGCCUCAAACGUUAGAACUGUGGAACUGGUACCGUACGGCUCAACAUCACAAAACAAGUGCGUUUUAAUUAACGGCAGAAAGAGCCAUAUUUCAUAUCCAGACGCUGGUGCAGGACCAAAGCCUCCAAAAGUUAUCACUGUGAAACUCAGUCCCUUGAAGAGACUGUCCAGUGAAACUGCCCCAACAGGGAGACAUACAGUCCAAGGAAAGCUUUAUGAUAAAUGGAGUAGAAGUUUGCCACCAACUAAAAUUAGGCGCAGAAGCAAACUGAAAGCAAUGUGCACUUUUGCCUCUUUAUUUGGUGGAGGUCUCAAGAAAGCUAAAACAGCUGGCCCCGCUACCACUCACCAGCUGCAAGUUUCCUCUGAAAUGAGGAUCAGGAAUGGAACUACAAAGCCCUGCCCGAGUCUGAAGAGGAGGAGGUCCCUCUCUCAUGGACUCAAACGUGGAGAGGAGCGGACGAAGAAAGUCGCACUCGACCAGCCCGCUAAACAAGAGAGACGUGAGGCUGAAAAUGGAGGCCAUCCUGUCCCACCUGUUAAGAACAACGUCCUCAAGUUCAGCGUCUUACCCAAUACCUUCGACUUCAAAGAUGGUUCCAACGGGACAAAGGAAACCAAUGAUCCUGUUCCAGACAAGGCUGACCUUGUUGAAGGAAAGGACAACAGCCAAAACAAAACGGUCACGAGUGCAAGAGGUACAUGGUUUCCAAAUCCUGAGAGGAAGUAUAGUCCCUUGACCAAGACCGGCAGCGUCUUUUACGAGUUCCAGAAGAAAUACAUGGAGAGGACACAGCCAUCCACGGACGGCUAGCUCGACGGGCAGAUGUUUUGUUGGCAUCAGGCAGUUUUUAAGUCAAAUAUUGUCAUCUAUCUGAGACAUUUCUUCAUCCGAGUCAUUUUCUUCCAAAUGUGAUGUCUUUGUAUUUUGGACUGUCGGAAUAAAUGAAUGUUUGCAAGUUUGUAUA
Messenger RNA from Perca flavescens (yellow perch), 4702 nucleotides. It is a transcript of the gene amn1, whose product is annotated as antagonist of mitotic exit network 1 homolog (S. cerevisiae). The record is from RefSeq and is a predicted model, not a curated record. The transcript has 4 exons. Lineage: Eukaryota; Metazoa; Chordata; Actinopteri; Perciformes; Percidae. Bases 277 to 4548 code for a protein of 1423 amino acids.